AAUACCCUUUUAUGAAUUUUAUAACAUUUGUCUCUAUUUAUUUAUUCUUUUGUAAGUCACUAUCAAAUUAUUAUCUAUUUUAUAAACAACGAGUUCCAUACAAAUUAAUAAAUCCUCGUGUCAGUCUAAGAUAAAUAAACCUUCGGCUCCUCCUGGAUAGUGAAGUGCCUGGAGCUUUGUCAAGUUCAGGAAAAUUGAGAACCAGGUUAAGAGGCAACCUCGAUUUGGGACGAUCUUACUUCCCUCAUGAUGAAGAUCACACAAAGGCUCUUCAUUGUAGCAUCUUCAAACUCAGAAAAGAGAUGGAUUUUCCCUUUAGCAAUGGUUUCUCUCAUGUUCAUAUGCAUAACAGCUGAAUCCUUCAACAUGGGUCUCUUCUCUUCCAUGCGUUCCAUUAACUCACUCAUCUUCUCCUCCAAUCUAUCAACCACAAACGAAACAACCAUCAAACUACCAGAGUCAAAGCUCAAUCAAUCCUCUUCACACCCUCCUCCUGUACAGUCUAGUCCUCGCUUUGGUUAUCUAGUAUCAGGGUCAAAAGGUGACUUAGAGUCUCUAUGGAGAGUGUUGAGAGCACUGUACCACCCGAGGAACCAAUACGUUGUUCAUCUCGAUCUUGAGUCUCCUGCUGAAGAAAGGCUUGAGCUGGCUAAACGUGUGAGUGAAGAUCCUAUUUUUCACGAAGUUGGUAAUGUUUUCAUGAUCACAAAGGCUAACCUCGUUACAUAUCGUGGACCAACGAUGGUGGCUAAUACGCUUCACGCAUGCGCCAUUCUCUUGAGGCAGAGUAAAGAUUGGGAUUGGUUCAUCAAUCUCAGCGCCUCUGACUAUCCUCUAGUGACUCAAGAUGAUCUUAUUCAUAUAUUCUCGGGGCUGGACCGGAACCUCAGUUUUAUCGUGAUAUAGUAAAAGAAGUAUAGAAGACACGUCAACAAAAGGGAAUGGACACGUCACCGGAAGGAAAGAAGAUACCAAAUAUAUAAGUCACUUGACAAUUAAUAUUUUCAUUAUUCGAAAUUGUAAAAGUUUGUAACAAACUCUCUCUCUCUCAUCUCUCUCUGUGUGACGAUCUCUCAUCUUUGUUGAUUUCCAUUGCUGGAGGAUCAUCACUGUGAGUAGGAAUUGGUGUUUUAGAACGUUGGAUUCCUGAUUUGGAUUUAUAAUACAAAGUGACGUUUAUCUCUUA
Molecule: messenger RNA, 1186 nt
Organism: Brassica napus (rape)
Lineage: Eukaryota; Viridiplantae; Streptophyta; Magnoliopsida; Brassicales; Brassicaceae
Product: beta-glucuronosyltransferase GlcAT14B-like
Exons: 3
Coding region: 247-906 (219 amino acids)
Cellular component (GO): membrane
Molecular function (GO): glucuronosyltransferase activity
Source: RefSeq, a predicted model, not a curated record